Messenger RNA from Oncorhynchus keta (chum salmon), 606 nucleotides. RefSeq names its product chemokine (C-C motif) ligand 27b (gene ccl27b). The record is from RefSeq and is a predicted model, not a curated record. Gene Ontology annotation, molecular function: chemokine activity. Gene Ontology annotation, cellular component: extracellular region. Gene Ontology annotation, biological process: immune response. The transcript is spliced from 3 exons. The coding region runs from base 95 to 433 and encodes 112 amino acids. Lineage: Eukaryota; Metazoa; Chordata; Actinopteri; Salmoniformes; Salmonidae.
UGACCACAUUCAGAGUAGUAGACAGAUCACAACAGGAAAACAGGAGUCUGACACUGUGACAUAGAUCUAAAUCAACCAAAUUAGACAGUGGCAUAUGUCUAAUCAACCAGAUACUGUAGGACUCCAAAUCUCCUUGAUGGAUCUCAGGGUUCUGGCUUUUGUGCUGUGUGUCACCAUAUACUCCAUCCAAGGAGCCAUUCCAAAAUGUUGUGUUGGGACAUCCAGGAACAUUCCUUUGAGUUUACUAAUGCGAGUGGAGCGAUAUGAUGUCCAACACAACCAUGGUGCAUGUGAGAUCGACGCUGUUGUAUUACAUGCCAAUGGGAGGAAGUACUGUGCAGACCCAAGAGUGAAGAAGGUCCUGGGAGUUGCCAUGCAGAUUAGGAAAGCUCAACUGAUGCGGGAAAAACUGAACUCAAUCAUGAGAAGAUGAGGGUAUAGAUCCUGCCAGUUCCCUACAGUGGAGUCACCGUGACAACUUUGAUUAAUGUGUUUUAAAUUCAAGUUUUUUUGUUCUGUUUACACAUUAAAAAAAAAUAUUUUAAAUUGCCUUUUUAUAAUGUUCAUAUUUCAAUCAUUAAUAAAUUAACUGUGAUUUUCAAUUAA